Molecule: messenger RNA, 1211 nt
Organism: Columba livia (rock pigeon)
Lineage: Eukaryota; Metazoa; Chordata; Aves; Columbiformes; Columbidae
Product: coiled-coil domain-containing protein 42-like
Exons: 2
Coding region: 1-498 (165 amino acids)
Biological process (GO): spermatid development
Source: RefSeq, a predicted model, not a curated record
AUGCAAACUAAAAUACUGAGCUCAGACACACAAACCAAAUACCAAGUUCAAAUAUGUGAACAGAUCCGUUACACUAACUCAAGACGAUAUCUCGAUGUUUGCGUCGCACCUUUGAACCGCUCUCUGUUCAGCAGGUGGAGGCACCGCUCGGUCUCUGACAAAACAGGUCAGUUUGAGGACAUCCAGGACGUCAUUUCCCGCUACAAGCUGCUGGUGAGGACGCGCAAGGACCUGCAGCAGUCACAAGAGAAGGACAAGGAAAUGAUUAAGCAAACCAAGGUGCUCCUGGACCGGUACGAGGCAGAGAAAGAAGCUGAGACCCUGCAGUACCAAAAUGAGCUGGAGCAGCUCCACCAACGUUUUGCACAGGCUCAAAGUGAUGUCCGCUCCUGGACUGCUCGCUGGGCUGACAUCCAGAACAGGAAUGCCAAGAAUGCCCUGAUGCUGACAACUAUGAAGACAGCCAUCCACAACCUCUUCCAGUGCGUGAAUAAGUAGCUGAAAGCAAAAGUGCAUGUGCCGGAGGAUGACAGCCUCAGACAGCUGGACAUGGUAGAGCCAAGCCAGACCCCCCUCCCUGCCCAGAAAGAGCAGCAGUAAUGACCCUCAGCUGCCCAAAGGGAGGGGAAAGCCCAGAGAAAUCAAGGUGCCCAACAGACACUUUCCGUUCCACCUGGGCUGUCCCUUGGGCACGGGGAAUGGGUGGAGGACACCAGGCAAACCUGUCUCAUCCCAGGAGGCAGAGCAGGGGGUGGGUGCCUGUUGGGAGCUGGGCAGGCUGGGGCAGGGGGUGCAGAUCCGCCCAUGGCUACAGUCUGGCUUCAUUCAGCCCUCUGACUCACCUGUAAAAGCCCAUUCUGGUGGUGCAGAUCCAGCAGGGCAAUUGCCUUUGUCCUCCUGCUCACUUUGGUUGGUGAAAUUUGCACUCCAAAAGGGCCAGUGGGCUCCUCUCUGCCUCCUGUUCCCACCCCUGCUCUGACCUCUACCAUCUCUCUUCCCUACCUUAGAUUCAGCAGUCUAUCCUAGACCUCAAAGACAUUGUUACGGAGGUGAAACGAAGGACAUGGAGAGCCACCGGCGAGCAGCUAAGCACGAGCAUUAAGGGCAAGAGGAGGACAGAGAGCCCUGUGGAUGUUGUGUUAUGUCCGUGAAGUUUCAAAACCUUUCUAGCUCUUUUGUCCUGCCCAGCUGAUGAGUCCCUUUCAUACUAU